Molecule: messenger RNA, 5392 nt
Organism: Sabethes cyaneus
Lineage: Eukaryota; Metazoa; Arthropoda; Insecta; Diptera; Culicidae
Gene: ana1
Exons: 5
Coding region: 100-5142 (1680 amino acids)
Source: RefSeq, a predicted model, not a curated record
GGUGAAAAUCACUAGUUUUUACUUGUUAGUUGAUAUAUUUUGCUACGUUACUUUUCUUUGUGAGCUGCAAUGAUGUGAAAAGUCACGACCAAGAAAAGAAUGUCCAUUAACAUAACGGUACACGCAAAAGAUCAACCGACGCCGUCGACUCUUAAGGAAGCUAGCAGUAAUCCUUUCGCAAGCUUGGAAACUGUUCGCAAAGCGGAAAAUGAAAGGCGGCGCAAGGCUCGGCUGGAACAGGUUCGCCAGCAAUCCAAGGAACUCGCUGCCAAGGUGCGAAAAAACUACCAAACCGCUAAACAACAACAACUGGCAUGCGUGCAGAAGGUCAAACAGGACGAAUUGAAACGCUGGAAACAACAAAAUAUUGCAAAGCUACAAGCUGAAUAUAAGCAAUGCCUUGACGAAGUAGGUGAAGCUCAUAAGGCAGCGGAAGCUGCAGAGCAGUGCGAAGUCUGGUUCCAAGAACGAAAGGCAACCCAACAAGCCGCUGCCCUUUCAAGGGGCAAGCAAGCGGAAGCGAAGCUUGCCGAGCAACAGCGAGAGAGAAAAAGUAGACAAACGAAAACUAAAAAGGAUUACAAACCAUCCAAAUCGGUAGGGAUUCAAGUUUCUGUUCCGGUAAAAGAAAAUCAAACGGAUGAAAGCGUUUCCUCCGCAAAUACUCUUAGUGCAUUUGAACAGUACAAGAAAGGUUCUAAAGCAAGAAGCGCUGAAAAUUUACCCGUACAACAAUCACAUCUGCUUUCGCCGGAAUUUAUUUCAUCGGAUGAAGAUGAGCAUUUGGCAGGUGCAGGUAAAAAUAAGGAAAAUAUUCCAUCUCAGAAUGUUCCUUCCAAGCGGAUAGACACCCUUUAUUACAACGCUACAUCGUUCACUUCACCGGAAACAUUACACAGCUUAGCACCUGGCUCUCAUCAAACGACACAACUUAACAAAUCUACUACUUUAAAACCUUUCACACAAGUGUCCGAUUUGGUCAGGCGACGAAGAGAGCAUACGUCGUCGCAAAAAUAUUCACAACCGCAAGGCAGUUACUCCUCUCAGAAAAAUGUACAGUUUGAUGAUUUCAGUGAGAACACUCUUUCUUUUCCAACGAGCGCAGCACUGGACCGAUCGAUACUGGAGUCCCCCAGAAAGCCAGUUCGUAAGUCGGUCGAGCAGCCGAAAGUCCCGCCCGUGGUGGUUUCUUCUAAAAUGAAAAGUUUGACAACUACCAGCCCAUCAAAACAGUCUACACACAGGGCACAGGCCAGCCCAGGCGACGGUUCCAAAGUGCAGUACUAUGACUACAAUACCAAGUACAGGAAAGAGUACGAUCAGCCGACGUCGCUGGUGCAACGGAACGAAAAGGUCGACGGCACAUUGAAUGCCAUGCAGGAAGCCGUCCGAUACGAGCGACUCCAGCAGGAUAUGCUGAACGCACGGAGGCAAACUUCGUCAACCGCAACGGAUCGUUCUAAAGUGGCGCUUGAGAAGCUACAAUCAAGAAAGGAUUAUGAAAACUUGAAAGCCGAGUUGGAUAAACUGGUUCGAGUUGAGAAGCAAGCGAAAGUGCUGGAUAUGACUAAAAGACCGCAGCCGACGCAAGCGCAACAACGCAAGCAACAAGAACUACGUCAAAAACGAGCUAACGAAGCAGUGGAAGAUCUGAUUAAACAGAGAGUGCUGAUCACAUGUCCACAGGUGCGCGAUCUACCAAGAAAUGCUCCGCCAAUCCCAUCGGGCAGGCCAGCACAAAUUAACGUAGCAGCUGCUCCGGUUUCAGGAGACGAUUCCGUUGCUGCACGAGAUGCCAGUAACUCCGAUAGCUGCAGCACAAUACUGAUUGGUUAUGAUCCGAAUGCCGUAAGAGCGGGAAUCCCGCUGCCAACGGGAGCUGCGAAGGAACAAGAUAGAGUCGCAAAGUUGAAAGAUUUACUGGAACAACUAAACGAACAGAAGAAAUUGCUUUGUUAUGAACUGAAGCGAGAGCAAGAGGCCGAACGUGAGCUGACGGCCCCCAUUGAGAUAGCACGGAAGUCGACCCACAGUCAAACUGAUAAUGGAAUACACAAAUUACAACAACGGCAAAUUCGAUUGGAACAGCAACAGGAAGAGCUACGUAAAAAGGAGCGUGAAAUUCAGGAACUUGAAAAGCAACUGAAGGAUAAGCUGGAUCAGUUAGCGAAAGAACAAGAUAAGAAGAGGAAGGUUCCCAUCGUUGUGGAAACCAGAGGUGCUGGAAAAGCCGAAGUACAAACAGGCGUGGAUGUUUCAUCUAACGAUUCAAAUGCUAGCAUUCAAUCCGGCUCUGAAAUACCUGUUAAAAUUAUUAUUACGCUAAAUGAUAAGUCUCAGAAAAAGAUAAGGAAAACACCGAAAAAGUCUGCACCCGAAGCUAGAAAACGAAAGAAGGUUAGAGAUGUUGUGAACGUUGAUAGGCCUGAUGGUUCUUCCCCUCAGAUGCCGAUAAUAUCAAAGCCCGUUAGUGUUCCUUCUGCUGCGAUGGUACCCAAUCCACCCAAGGAGACGGAGCAGUCUCCCAUCAGUUCAACCACCUCAACCGUUUAUCGUCAGCCACCGGAGAAAAUUGACAAUCGCAUGAGUCAGCUUUUGAGACAAAUCAAUCAGGCUCGCAGGGGCGACUCGGCAGUAAAAUCUGUUCCGAAACACCAGCUCCGAAAGGAAGCGUUGCCUCCGCCAACGAUUCCUGCAGGAAGCAGUAGCAAGAAAGGGCUAAAUCCAACACUGAUGCAGUACAUCAUUCGUUUACUCGGAAUGUCUCGACACUCGAUUGAGCAGUUGGGCGUUAGCUCAUCCACCACGGUUUCCACUCCACGCGAUUCGGUCGUCGAUGUCAGCGCGAAUCGGUCGUCGGCUAGCAGUGCCGAGGAAGUGGACCACUCUCGGCUUGACAAAUUGCGUCGGUUCAUCGAUGAAAAUUAUAACUUUCUGCAUGAAAUCGAUGAAACGCUUAAAGAGCAAACACUGAACGGUACUCUGGAUGAGAACAUUAGUAGGGUUGGUGAUAUCUGGAUGAGAACACUAACUAGAAAGGAACGCGAGUCUCAGCAACAACAGCAGCAGCAGAUGAAUCUCGACCGUGAAAAGGUAACUGAAAAGUCGAAAAAACCAAUGGCAAUUCAGCAGUCUCCUCCAGUCAGGGAAAGUUCUCUGAAGUCGAUCCUCAAAUCACCUAAAAAAGCUCCUUCAAAUGUUGCAAAAAUAAUCACUCCUCAAGGUCAUGUGGAAAUAAUCAAUCUGAACGACCACGACGAGCAGGAAAUACUAGAAAAAUAUUCACAGCUAACGGAAAACUGCAGCAAAAGGAUUAACGAGCUCUCGGAAAUGAUCCAAAAGGUGCGAGAAGAGAAGCGAAAGUUGAUCGAACACAGUCUAUCCUCCAGUGAGCAGCAGGAAUCAACCAAAUACUUGGAUUUGCCCAAAUCGUUGCAUGUUGUUGGAUCUCCGCAGGUGAGGCCUGCGGGCGACCCUGUAGAGCAGCGCAGCCCUCAGUCGGCGAAAGAUGAUCCGGUCAGUGAGGAAAUCAAUCACAUUUUCACCGCUUCACGACACAUCGGGGUCAGUAAGGACAGUGGAAUUGCCAUGUCGCGACCGGUAACAUCGUCCGACAUACGUGACAGUCCCGAUGUGAGACCUGCAAAUGCUGGAGCGCCACAAUUCGAAUCGUCUGAGGAUGUCAGUUCGAAGGAUGCUGUACGACCGACGGAACCGCCGGUUGCUAGUUUCGAGCCCUUGCUGAAGGAUAUUCCCAAGGUUACAGCCCGUGUUCUAUCGAUCGAAAAUGGUAGUCAACAGUUCGAAGCGAAGGACAAUGUUGCUGGUAAGCGUACCAAGCCACCGGUUGCCAUCAGCCGCUUUAGUCCGCAGCUGGAUGAAGCAACCAAUGCUCACGAACUGUCAACAAUUCUUGAAGUGGAAACGCCCAUGGCGUCGAAGGUAAACAUUUCUAUUCCUUCUACCAGUGAAAAGUUGGAACUUUUGGACGAUCGAAGUAAACUGCUGGAAUAUGCGCGGGCUUUGGGUUACGAAGGUUUUCCCAACUAUGAAGAGUAUGUGCGACAAAAAAAUCUAGAAGCUACACGAUAUGAUCCGGAGAAAACCAAUGGAGCACGCUCGAAUAAUCUUUUGCUAGAGGUAACCGACAAAAGUGAUCUCCUGCGAUACCACCAGUACCCGGUUCCAGCUCCGGACAUAAACGUAACUGAAGAUACGCUAAAAGAUGCUGGCGAGGGAUCAGGGUUGAAGCAACCCGAACUGGAAAGUAACUCCAGCUCCAGUACUUCGUUGCCGGAUGUAGUGGCCGAAUUGAAGCUUCGAAACAUAAUCGACAAAUCGUUCAACAAUUCUUUGGAUGAUUCCAACCGUUCUACACCCAAUUCAGAGUCCAUAGAAAUUGAGCAGCUCAUUCCGUUCGCAAAACAAUCACCUUCGAAGAGAAAACAUUUGAAAAACCCAAUCGAUAUUCACCCGAAACAGCACGGUCAAUCCGUAUCAGAAACAACAGGAUCGCUGGAGCGUGAUUUGAACCAACUGGGACUGAGUUGGGCAACUACAAUGUUGAAAAAGAAUCAAGAACGACAGCAACAGGAUCACUCCAGUAGCUCAUCGUUAUCCUUAGCCAUUGGCGAAGAAAUUCGCCGUGGAAAUGUUCUGCACAAGCCAGCUGACUGUCAAGAUCCGCACGAACCCGGACCCGGGGCAUCCGGUAAACCGCUGAACCUGAAAGAGUUCAUAGCUCGUGAGCUCAUGAUACGUUCCAAUUCGAAUCUAAACGCCCUGUCUAGCUCAUCGAGUCCAUGUAGCAUACUGUUAAAAUCCCUCCUCGACAUAAGUAAUAUCAACUGCUCAACAUCGGAACUGCUAACACCACCGACGGAUAAAAAUGUUCAGCGUACUUCCACUCCGGUGCCGUCUAAAUCAUCCUCCAAUACGACAGGUCACGCCGAACCGGAUCGUACUACUAGAGAACCGAGCCUGAACGUUGCUGGCGGUCUAUUUUCCGGUGAAUCUCGAAUUUCCUCCGUUCACAUGAGUUCAUCGUCCGGUGGAGAACUAGCCGUUCCUAACGUUAGACUGAUCGCGGAUAGCAGCAGCAGAGCAAAUCCUAACGACAGCAAGCAACGGACGUUAACGUGAAGAGAUAGUGCCUUUGUGAACCAGUUUUUUUUAUAUCUUGGUAAUGCUUUUUGCUCAAAUUGUAAGCAUGUUGAAAUAGUUGAUAAGCGAUACAAUUCAAGUUAUUAACCAUUAAGGAGAUGCUCCAACCGAGGGUUGUAAGAUUUUAAACUGGUUGUUAGUUGGGGUUGAUAAAUUGUUCAUUAGCAAGGAUGAUAGAAAUUAAGUUUCUUUUUUGCCGACUUUUAAAAUUAUGCGACGAAUAUUUGUU